Messenger RNA from Orycteropus afer afer, 3179 nucleotides. It is a transcript of the gene TUBGCP5, whose product is annotated as tubulin gamma complex associated protein 5. NCBI's taxonomy places the organism in Eukaryota, Metazoa, Chordata, Mammalia, Tubulidentata, Orycteropodidae. Gene Ontology annotation, biological process: mitotic cell cycle; spindle assembly; microtubule nucleation. The record is from RefSeq and is a predicted model, not a curated record. Gene Ontology annotation, cellular component: equatorial microtubule organizing center; spindle pole; centrosome. Gene Ontology annotation, molecular function: gamma-tubulin binding; microtubule minus-end binding.
AUGGCUGGGAUUCGGCUGCAGCGGAGCCGGCUACAACAGGAGCUAGAAGUACGCGAGCUGGUCCGGCAUGUGACGGGCCUCCGGGACGAAGCAGACCCAAACUUUCAGCUCGCCCUUCACUUCGCUUGGUCCAACUUAAGGUUUCAUCGUUUCUUGGAUGUUAACAGCCACAAGGUGGAAAAGACAAUAGAAGGAAUUUAUGAAAAAUUUAUCAUUCAUUCUGACCUUAACAAAGCUUCUAGUUGGAAGAGAUUAAUUGAAGAAUUUCUAAAUGCAUCACUUCCAAGCAUAAAGGAGAUAAAGACAGAUGCACAUUAUUCCAUACUAUCACUUCUUCUGUGUCUUUCUGAUUCCCCUUCAAAUAGCAAUUAUGUGGAAACACCAAGAGAUAAAGAAGUAGAAAAGAAAGAUAAUUUUGACUGGGGAAAAUACUUGAUGGAAGGUGAAGAAAUUGACUUUGUUCCAAGUGUAGACACACCAAAUUGGUCUGAAGAAAGUGAAGGCGAAGAUGAUCAACAGCCUUUAAGCAGAGAGGACUCUGGGAUUCAGGUGGACAGGACACCAUUAGAAGAACAAGAUCAAAAAAGAAUACCAGGGCCUUGUGUGAGCUGGAAAGAUGAGACAGAUGGCCGAAACUGGCUAGAAGAACAUGUGGUCCUUCAGUACUGGACAGCCAGGCCCUUACGGUUUUCUCAUAGUUUACAUUUGCAUUCCAAUUUAGGUACUGUCUGGGAUCAACACUUGCAUAGUAGUGAUUCAUUACAUGUUCCAGAUGACAGAAUUUUUGUUACAGAGACUCAGGUUAUUCGGGAAACCCUAUGGUUACUUUCUGGGGUAAAAAAGCUCUUUAUAUUUCAGUUAAUAGAUGGGAAGAUAACUGUGAGAAAGAACAUUGUACUAACUCAUUUGACACAUAACUGUUUACGAUCAGUGCUAGAACAAAUAGCAGCAUAUGGCCAGGUUGUGUUUCGACUCCAGGAGUUCAUCGAUGAAGUCAUGAGGCACAGUUCUGACCAUAUAUUACCUGAAAAUAGUUCCAUUCCUAAGAAGUCUACUGAAGCUCCCUUUAGGACCUACCAGGCUUUCAUGUGGGCCCUGUACAAAUACUUCAUUAGUUUCAAAGAGGAACUUACGGAAAUUGAGAAGUAUAUCAUCAAUAAUGAUACUACAGUAACUCUUUCUAUAGUGGUGGACAGAUUAUCACCUCGACUGGCUCAGCUCAAGGUUCUGCACAAAGUAUUUAGCACUGGAGUAGCUGAAGUUCCACCUGACACACGAAAUGUUGUUCGGGCAUCUCAUCUACUCAACACACUGUACAAAGCCAUUCUUGAAUAUGACAGUGUUGGAGAAGCCUCAGAGCAAACUGUCUCCCUUCUGUUCUUCCUCUGGGUAGAAACAGUACGGCCUUACCUGCAGACUGUGGAUGAGUGGAUAGUACACGGGCACCUUUUUGACUGUGCAAAGGAGUUCAUCAUCCAGAGAAACAAAAAUGUUCCAGUAAAUCAUAGAGACUUUUGGUAUGCAACUUACACAUUGUACAGUGUGUCAGAAAAGUCCGAAAAUGAAGAAAAAAUGAGUGAUAACGCUAGUGCAAGUUCUGGUAGUGACCAGGGACCUUCCAGCAGGCAGCACACCAUGGUAUCCUUCCUCAAACCUGUUCUGAAGCAGAUCAUAAUGGCUGGCAAGUCGAUGCAGCUACUGAAGAAUCUUCAGUGUGUGGAGAGCUCCAGGUGCCAGGCAGUGGCAAGAGAUGCAGAUAGAAAAAGUCUGUAUAACCUUUUUUUGGAAUCUUUGCAAUCUCGUCUUCGGCAUGGAGAAGAUUACCCUCCACGUAUCCUUACUGAGCAACAGACAACCGAAGAGUGCCUAAUUAAGAUGCAGUCCAUUGCGGAAAGACACCUUGAACUGGAUGAUGUUCAUGACCCUUUGCUGGCUAUUAACUUUGCAAGGUUGUAUUUGGAACAAAGUGACUUUCAUGAUAAGUUUGCUGGUGGUGAUAUCUGUGUGGAUAGAUCAUCAGAAUCUGUGACAUGCCAGACUUUCGAAUUAACGCUGAGAUCUUGCCUCUACCCACAUAUUGAUAAACAAUAUCUAGAUUGCUGUGGAAAUCUCAUGCAUACUCUAAAAAAAGAUUACAGGUUGGUAGAGUACUUGCAGGCCAUGAGAAAUUUUUUCUUAAUGGAAGGUGGAGAUACCAUGUAUGACUUCUAUACAUCAAUUUUUGAUAAAAUAAGAGAAAAGGAAACCUGGCAGAAUGUGUCCUUUCUCAAUGCCCAACUCCAAGAAGCAGUAGGACAGCGUUAUCCUGAAGAUUGUUCACGUCUAGCUAUAUCUUUUGAAAAUGUUGACACAUCUAAGAAGAAACUCCCUGUUCAUAUGUUAGAUGGUCUGACCCUAAGCUACAAGGUCCCAUGGCCUGUGGACAUUGUUAUAAGUUUGGAAUGUCAAAAAAUUUAUAAUCAGGUGUUCCUUCUUUUACUGCAAAUAAAGUGGGCAAAAUAUAGUCUGGAUGUGUUACUAUUUGGUAAAUUGGUUAGUACUACUGAAAAACCACAACUUAAAGAAAAACUUUUACAUGAACAAGAAGUAAAUGCUCAAUUUGGACCACAAAGGGAAUCAAUAAGACAACAGAUUCAUCGGAUGUUCCUCUUAAGAGUGAAGCUCAUGCAUUUUGUGAACAGCUUACACAACUACAUCAUGACCAGGAUUCUUCACAGUACAGGACUGGAGUUUCAACAUCAAGUCGAGGAAGCCAAAGAUUUAGAUCAAUUGAUUAAAAUUCACUAUAGAUAUUUGUCCACCAUCCAUGAUCGAUGUCUGCUAAGGGAAAAGGUUAGCUUUGUGAAAGAAGCCAUCAUGAAGGUGUUGAAUUUGGCACUCAUGUUUGCUGAUGGUUGGCAGGCGGGUCUAGGGGCUUGGAAGAUGGAAUCUAUAGAGAAAAUGGAAUCCGAUUUUAAAAAUUGCCAUAUGUUUCUUGUAACCAUUUUAAACAAAGCUGUCUGUAGAGGGUCCUUUCCUCAUCUGGAAUCUCUAGCACUAUCACUAAUGGCUGGCAUGGAACAAAGUUAAAUAUCUUGAAAUACAAUAAAUACCUCAAGAAUUUAUCUUUAUACAUUUCCAUUUCCACCGUGUGUAAUUGAGAUGUUGGAAUCUUUUUAUUUUGUUUUGUUUUAAAAACU